This is a messenger RNA of Penicillium subrubescens, 1743 nucleotides long. RefSeq names its product putative general amino acid permease (Agp2). Gene Ontology annotation, biological process: amino acid transmembrane transport. The record is from RefSeq and is a predicted model, not a curated record. Bases 1 to 1743 code for a protein of 580 amino acids. Lineage: Eukaryota; Fungi; Ascomycota; Eurotiomycetes; Eurotiales; Aspergillaceae. Gene Ontology annotation, molecular function: amino acid transmembrane transporter activity. Gene Ontology annotation, cellular component: membrane. The transcript is spliced from 6 exons.
AUGUCGCAAAAUAAUGAGCAUGUCUCUCAUUCGGCAGUGACUGCUGCAAUUCAGCGCGCCGAGUCACCCUGCGAUUUUCCCGAUCCCGAGGGAAAGCUGGUUAAGACUUUCGACAAGAGUGUUGGGAUUGCCGAGAAAGAUGCAUCCGGAAAUCGUGAUACCUCGAUCGAUGGCGGCUUUAUGAAACCGACCUAUGACCACACACGCCGAAAGCUGAAACCUCGCCAUCUGCAAUUGAUUGGCAUCGGAGGAACUAUAGGCACAGCUUUGUAUGUGCAGAUUGGUAACAACCUUCGCACUAGCGGCCCUGGCAGUUUGUUUCUUGGGUUUAGUCUUUGGAGUUGCAUCAUCUUGAUCAUAACCGUUUGUCUGGCAGAGAUGGUCACCUACCUCCCCAUCUCCUCACCAUUCAUCCGAUUUGCCGGCCGAUACGUCGACGAAGCCCUAGGCGUCGCAGCAGGUUACAACUUCUUCAUCUUCGAAGCUGCUCUCGUCCCCUUUGAAAUUGUGGCUAUCAGUUUGAUCAUCAAUUACUGGACCAGCGUGAUCCCCGUUGCGGCGAUGAACGUUAUCGUUCUCAUACUUUACACAGUAUUAAACGUUUUUGCUGUCAAGUGGUAUGGCGAAGCAGAAUUCUGGCUAUCACUUGGAAAAGUACUACUCAGCAUUGGUCUCAUCUUUUACACUUUCAUCGUCAUGCUUGGAGGUAAUCCGCUCGGUGACCGGUUUGGAUUCAGAUACUGGAAUGAACCUGGUGCUUUUAACGAGUACUACAAAACAGGGGAUACUGGCAGAUUCCUCGGUUUCCUGUCAGCGCUCAUCGCGGCUAGUUUUACGAUUGCUGGUCCGGACUACGUUUCUAUGGCUGCGGGCGAGACAAUCAACCCGCGCGUCGUUCUACCCAAGGCAUAUAACGGCGUCUUCUACCGUCUAACAGCGUUCUUCGUGCUCGGUGUUCUAUGUGUGGGAAUCUUGGUCCCGUAUAACGACGAGACGAUGGCCGAUGCAUUUGACAACGACAAGCCUGGUGCGGCGGCCUCGCCGUAUGUGAUCUCUAUGGAUAGAUUGCACAUCCCGGUCUUGCCGCAUAUUGUCAAUGCGGUUGUUCUUACAGCUUGUUUUAGUGCGGGCAAUAGUUAUGUGUACUGUGCCAGUCGCAGUCUCUAUGGUCUCGCACUAGAGGGAAAGGCACCGCUGUUUUUGACGAAAUGCACGAAGAAGGGUGUGCCUGUUUACUGUGUUGUUGUGGUCUUGUUGAUCGCUCUGCUGAGCUUCCUUCAAGUAUCGAAUGGUGCAUCUGUGGUUUUGAACUGGUUUGUCAAUCUGGUUACGGCUUCGCAGCUCAUCAACUUCUCCGUCGUGACCUUCACUUAUAUCCGGUUUAAGAAGGCCCUCGACGCACAAGGUAUUUCGCGCAGCACUUUGCCCUACCGCAGCUGGUUCCAGCCAUAUAUCGCAUAUAUCGCCUGCACUGCUACUACGAUCAUGGCCUUUGUUGGUGGUUAUACCGUUUUUUUGCCGGGCAAAUGGUCGAUCCCCACAUUCCUCUUCUCAUACACGAUGAUCGGCCUGUUCCCUGUUCUAUAUUUUGGAUGGAAGAUCUUCCAUAGAACCAAGUUUCUUAAGCCCGAAGAGGUAGAUUUGGUGUCUGGGCUGGCAGAGAUUGAGGAGUAUACGAGGGAUUUCGUCCAAGUCCCACCUAAGAAUUUUGUUCACAAAUAUGUGGGCAUGCUGUUCGAGUAA